Scomber scombrus (Atlantic mackerel) is the source of this 1483-nucleotide messenger RNA. RefSeq names its product myelin-associated glycoprotein-like. NCBI's taxonomy places the organism in Eukaryota, Metazoa, Chordata, Actinopteri, Scombriformes, Scombridae. The coding region runs from base 136 to 1047 and encodes 303 amino acids. The transcript has 8 exons. The record is from RefSeq and is a predicted model, not a curated record.
GUUUGUAUCUUUGUCGAAUCUAGAAAAGCACACCACAUCCCAUUAUUCAGAAGGAAGUGUUUUUAGUUCAUAAACAGCUGAUCACCCAGACAGCAGCUUCAUCAGUACAAUACACCAGUAACAAGUCAGAGAAGUAUGGAGAACGAGAGAAAGAUGAUGAUGUUCUGUCUGCUUUUGGCAGCUAUUAGCAGCCCUGUGUUUACUGGAGAGUGGAAGGCCUCUGUUGCCAAAAACCUUGAUGCCCUUGUUACAUCCUGUGUCGUGAUACCCUGUUCAUUUACCCAUGCUAAAGAUGAGCUGCCCAGCUCCAGACUCAGGGGGAUCUGGCAUCGUUCAACAGACCGAGAUCAAUGCGUCUAUCACGAUGACAAGACAAAGAUCUUGGAAAAUUUCCGUGGCCGCACAAAGUUGUUGGGAAAUUUGGGCCAGGGCAGCUGCACCUUGGAAAUGACUGAAAUUAGAGAUGUUGACAAUGGCCCUUACUGUUUUCGGGUUGAAUUAGUAACAACAGGGACUAAAACAUCCAAAACUGACAAGCUCUCCUUUGUUGAGGAUUGUGUCAACUUUAAAAUGAUCACUGAACCUCCAAAACCAACUCUGAUUCCACCAAAGACAGCCGUUCAAGGUCAUCCCUACACCAUCACCUGUUUAGUCCGCCAUACCUGCCCCUCCCAUAUACCUCAACUCACAUGGAGUAGAGGCACUGCAGAGGAGAUCCUUGAGGUUCACAGAGAAAUUCAUCAAGGUACCUGGGAGGCUCAGUCCACUCUGACUUUCAUCACUGAGGAGAAGGAUGACCACACAGACAUCACCUGCACUGCUGGAUUUUUUGGAGGGAGAACAUCCACUGAACAACUUACACUUUAUGUAAAACGUACCGAAAACUAUAACCACAUCAUCAUUCCUGCAGUAGUGGGGAUCGGCACUGCUGUGAUCUUCGCAGGCCUCUGUAUUUUCAUGAUGAAAAAAUACAAGAAUCGCAUUGCAGAGCUCCAAAGUCAGGAAGGAACCGUGUGGAACCGGCUUUCCAGACUGUCUCGGAGAUAAUCAAAGCAAAAGCGGUCGACAAACUUCUGAAAUGCUCAAAUUCUACACUUUGUUUGUUGUGCUACUGACAUUAAACCAAAAAUGUUUUGUUUUUUUUGACAGACUUGAUCAUGCAUUAUUCAUAUAUUAGCUUCAUAGAAAUGUCAUUACCUUAAUAGCAGCUUAAAAAGAAAGCAUGCAAGAAUACAAAAUAUGUAAUUCUCUUAAAACAGCUUGAAUAUUUUGGCUGCACUAUUUUCCAGAAAAGCAGUGUUUUGUAGAAUUUGCAAAUGAUCCCUCCUUAGUAAUGAUCAGUAUUCAUGAAGAGAAAAUACAAGUGGGAUGCCCUGUCUUGUGUAAAUUUGUGAUUUUUAGCAAAUCUUCAUAAACCUUGACAUUAAUUACAAAAAGUUUUUCUCCAACUGACUACAUCAAAUGAGAGAUGUUGUAAACUGUU